AUGGGUUCAGCAAAGAUUCUUGUGGUUGGCAGCGUGAGUGGGCAGCUGAAAAAGGCGUUCGACAAGAUCUCGAAGCUGCAAACCAAGCAGAAUUUCAGUCUUGCACUUAUCAUUGGUGAUUUGUUUUCAGGAAGCGAUGGCGAAGACCGAGCCGAGGACUUGCGAGCAUUACUCUCCGGCCAACUCAAUGUUCCUUUACCGACCUAUUUCACCAUGGGCAACUCGGCUUUUCCAGAGGCAGUCAGAGAGAAGCUAGAAGCGGACGAAGAUCUGUGUUCGAAUCUGUUUUACCUCGGCCGCAAAGGCACCAUGACCACCGCUGAGGGAAUCAAGAUUGUCGCGUUAGGCGGUAGAGCCUUACAAAAUGAAUCAGCUACUUCCCACAAGCCUGGGAAGUGUGAUCCGCUGUACAUCGAGAACGAUGCAAGGGGGCUUCACGGGGCGCAUUCCGCUCACAUUCUGGUUACUAAUCAGUGGCCGGCGGACAUCACGAAUGGUUCAAGAGUCGAAUGCCCUGCAACACUUGACAAGGAGUCGGGUUCGAGAUCGAUCUCGAAUCUCUGUCAAGUCUUGAAGCCAUGGUAUCACUUCUCGAGCAGUCCAGAAGCCGUGUAUGAGCGGGAGCCCUUUAAACACGUCAUAGACUACAGCUCUCUAGAGGAAGCACCAGUCACUAGAUUCAAGAGCCUUCCCAGCGUCUCUGCACCAACCAAAGAAUGGAUGACGGCAUUCUCGCUGGACACUUCUCGCCCACCACCAACCUUAGAGCCUCCCCUCGAGUCACCCUUCACAAGGUCAUCACCUCCACGAAAGCGCCAGAUCAUGGACGACUCCGAAUCCUACAACAGAUACUCUGCCAAAGGAUAUGAAGGCCGGCAGUCAAAACGUUCUCGGCGGGAUCGCGCAAAGGAUCCAAAUGACUGUUUCAUGUGUCUAAACAAAGCCGGCGCAAAGACUCAUCUAGUUGUUUCCCUGGCUGAUGAAAGCAUGGUAACUGCGUCACGGGGACCUCUCCCAUUGCCAUCAACAUUUCCCCAGCUCUCGUUCUCUGGUCACGUCAUGAUCAUCCCCUACUAUCAUGCUGCCGAUGAAAUGGCCCAGGGCAAGAGAAUACCAGCCGAGUUAUCGACCGAAUUUGCAGAGAUGAACAAAUUCCGCACAGCUCUGUCGGAGAUGAUUGGAUCGAAGAGUCAAGGACAACUUGGUGCCGUCUGUUGGGAAGUCAAUCGGACCGGAAUUCGUCACCACCAUUGGCAACUCAUGGCUUGCCAGGCCGAGCCAAUCAAGAAAGGCUUGGUUGAUGCUGCUUUCAAAGUCUCCGCUGAAAAACACGAAUAUCCUACUUUCCAACCGUGCGAGCCUGACGGUCAGCUUCCAGUCCGGUCUGAUUUUUUUCGGGUCUGGACUUGGGUAACUGAUCCAGUUCAGAUGGCUGAUCACACCAAUGGUAAUAGUGACAAAGUGAUUGGUGUCUCCAAAUCGAUGUACUUCCCCCUCCCGUCCGACCAAAAGUUUAAUAUCUGGUUCGGCAGGGAGGUCAUGGCGGGACUAUUGAAGCUCGAGAACCGAGUGAACUGGAUGGACGCUCUGCUACGGAAGGAAGGUAGUGAGCAAGCGGCAGAAGAAGAGGAUGCCCAAGGUUUGCGGGAAGACUUUGAGGAGUUUGACUUUGCUAUGAAGUGA
This is a messenger RNA of Exophiala spinifera, 1683 nucleotides long. RefSeq lists its product as uncharacterized. The transcript is spliced from 2 exons. The record is from RefSeq and is a predicted model, not a curated record. Gene Ontology annotation, cellular component: post-mRNA release spliceosomal complex. Bases 1 to 1683 code for a protein of 560 amino acids. Gene Ontology annotation, molecular function: RNA lariat debranching enzyme activator activity. NCBI's taxonomy places the organism in Eukaryota, Fungi, Ascomycota, Eurotiomycetes, Chaetothyriales, Herpotrichiellaceae. Gene Ontology annotation, biological process: mRNA splicing, via spliceosome.